GACAGAUCGUGCGGUGGCACCUAGUGAGAAACAAAUAAGAAGAAAAUCUAAGAAAUAUCGGAUAUUCCGGAAUAAAACUUAAGAAUGUGCUCAAGAAACUUGUUACUCGUACUCCUAAUUAUGAUAUUAAUGUCAAACGCAGAGAAAGUUGAAGGGCAGUGGAAGAGACCAAAUGUCAUCUUCAUUAUUGCGGAUGAUAUGGGUUAUGAUGAUGUUAGCUUUCACGGCUCGAAUCAGAUCAUGACGCCGAACAUCGACCUGCUGGCGUACACAGGCGUUGCCUUGGAGAGAUACUACACUCAUGCUGCAUGCACGCCUUCGCGCUCUGCUCUACUCACUGGCAAAUAUGCUCAUGUCAUAGGCAUGCAAGGAUAUCCUUUAACAAACAGUGAAGAUAGAGGUUUGCCAGUAACUGAGAAAAUUAUGCCGCAGUAUUUCAAAGAGCUCGGUUACGCCACGCACUUGGUCGGCAAAUGGCACGUCGGCCAAUCCCGUACCGAGUUCCUGCCAACGAUGCGGGGAUUUGAUACACAUUUUGGUCACAGAGGGGGUUUUAUAGACUACUAUGAAUAUACACUCCAGGAAGAGAAUGGAGUUGAGGAAGUGACUGGAUUCGGACUAUUUAGAAAUUUAAGCGUUGCCUGGAAUGAUGAGGGUUAUAUUACCGAUCUUUACACCAAGGAGGCAAAAUCAAUAAUUAUGGCACACGAUGAUUCUCAGCCGUUAUUUCUAGUAGUAGCACACAACGCACCACAUUCUGCUAACGAGGCGGCUGUACUGCAAGCACCUCCUGAAGCAGUUAGAGCCAUGCGGCACAUUGAGUCACCACAAAGAAGAAUUUACGCAGGCAUGGUCAAAAAGCUUGACGAAAGCGUUGGUGAAAUUGUUAAAACACUAUUAGAAAAGAAUAUUCUUAAUAACACUAUCAUCGUGUUCGUAUCCGAUAAUGGCGGUAUGACAUCGGGAGAUUCAAUGAAUUAUGCAUCUAAUUGGCCUUUGCGAGGUCUUAAAAUGACUCCAUUUGAGGGUGGUAUUAGAGUUAACGGAUUAAUAUGGUCUCAGAAUUUGACUGAAGAUAGUCAUUCUUGGAAAGGAUAUUUUCAUGUGUCUGACUGGUUACCGACUUUGAUGAAAGCUGUAGGUGCAGAUCCGCCAUUAGGAAUUGAUGGCUUCGAUUUGUGGGAUAACAUUGUUAAAAAUAAACCCUCUAAAAGGACUGAAUUGUACGAGUUUGAUGAUAUUGGGGGGUAUUUUACAAUUAUUUAUAACGAGUACAAACUGGUGACAGGACAUAUACCAACUGAAUUCGGGGAUUAUCAAGGUGGUGAAGAACUUAAAUCUAUUAUAGGAAAUGGACCUGAUUAUAAUGAAACUCUACAAAGUAGUGUCAUGUAUGAUGUGCUCUGCAGUAUGGGUAAACAAUUUGAUUUUGAAAAAGCUAAGCUGCGAGACAAAUUGAGAUUAACUUGCAGCAAAGAGGUCAAGGAAAAGUCUCACAUUUGCUUUCCACAAAACACUCUGUGGUGCUUGUACAAUGUCAUAGAGGACCCGUGUGAAACCAAAAACCUGAGCAAGAACAACUACAGAUUUAUUCGCAGCAUGUUGAAUCGUCUACAAAAGGAAAUAACUAGGAGCAUACCUAGGCAACAAGUGAAAAGGGACCCAAGAUCUUCACCGCGACUACAUAAUUACACUUGGGAUGUUUGGGCUGACGACAUCAACCCCAAUAUAGUUAAAAGUUAAGACUUUAUUCGUUAAAUACGCAAUUAAUUCGUAUAGUUAAUAAGUGUGAUCAUAUUAGAACUAAAUACUAGUUUUAAAAUAAUAUUAUUCACAAUGUUUUGCAUGCAGUACAAAUGUUUAUAGCUUUAGAAAUGCAUUAUUCCUAAAGAGGAGGUUAAAUCCAAUUAAGUUAAAUUUUCCUUUCUUACCAAACACAAAGUUGUUAAGUUGAGAACAUUAAUAUUUCAGCGAGUCGUCAACAUACUUAAAAAAAUUAUGAACCGUUAGACAUGACUAGCUUGUAUUUUAAAUUAUUUCAAAUUAAAUGUUUUUACGUUAAUUUUAAGGUAAA
This is a messenger RNA of Papilio polytes (common Mormon), 2074 nucleotides long. RefSeq names its product arylsulfatase B-like. The transcript is spliced from 8 exons. The coding region runs from base 85 to 1743 and encodes 552 amino acids. The record is from RefSeq and is a predicted model, not a curated record. NCBI's taxonomy places the organism in Eukaryota, Metazoa, Arthropoda, Insecta, Lepidoptera, Papilionidae.